GGUCACAAUUAGGUCAUAAAGUAGAGAAAAUUACUCAAAGCAACCAUAUAAUAUUCAUCCAUAAAUUUCCACUCACAUAAAUUUCAAGCAAAGAAUACCAAAUUAUCACUAUAACAUAAUCAUAUAUAGAAUAUGGUUUCUGGACAAGUGAAAUCGUUCACGGUGAGAGUGAACAAGAAAGACGUUGUGGCCUCGGCGCUGCCAUUGCAAGAGCAUUGGCUUCCUCUCUCCAACCUCGACCUCCUCCUGCCGCUGCUCGACGUCGGCGUGUUCUUCUGCUAUGGCGUGUCGAAACCGACGAGCUUCGCAAGCAUGGUCGGGGUGCUCAAGAAGGCCCUGGCGCAGGCCUUGGUGUCCUUCUACGCCUUUGCCGGAGAAGUCGUCCACAACCCCGACGGAGAGCCCGAGCUGCUAUGCAACAACCGCGGUGUCGAUUUCAUCGAGGCCUUUGCCGAUGUCGAGCUCUGCCACCUCAAUUUGUACAACCCCGACGACUGCGUUGAGGGCAAACUUGUGCCUGCCAAGAAGCAUGGCGUCCUCGCGGUGCAGGCAACAGAGCUAAAGUGUGGCGGAAUAGUGGUGGCAUGCACAUUCGACCACCGCAUAGCAGACGCCUACUCAGCCAACAUGUUCUUAGUUUCAUGGGCGAACAUGUCUCAAUCCAAGCCCUUCUCUCUCCUCCCUUCCUUCCGCCGUUCUCUCCUCAACCCCCGCCGCCCCGGCCUCUUCCACCCGUCCCUCGACGACAUGUAUGUCCCCGUCAGCGCCUUGCCGCCCCCGAAAGACUCCCCCUCCGCCGCGGACCAUCUCAUCAGCCGAAUAUACUAUGUCAAGGCCGAGCAGCUGGAGCGGCUUCAAGCUCUAUGCAACAACAAGAGGACUAAGCUCGAAUCUUUCAGCGCAUUUUUGUGGAAGAUGGUUGCGGAAGGCGCCGCCUUGGACGGCUCCGAGAAGGUCUGCAAAAUGGGCAUUGUUGUGGACGGACGCAGAAGAUUAAGUAGUACUGUUGAUGACGAGGUCGAGGAGGAUAAUGGUAGCGCAGACAAGGGUAUUAAUGUAAUAAGAUCAGCGCGUUCGGCGCUGAUGGAGUCGUAUUUCGGGAACGUUCUGUCGAUUCCAUUUGGGGGAAAGAAGGUGGAGGAGCUGGUGGAAAAGCCGCUCGGGUGGGUGGCCGGAGAAGUGCAUGAAUUUUUGGAAGGCGCGGUUACGAAGGAGCACUUCUUAGGGCUCAUCGACUGGGUGGAGGCGCGGCGGCCGGUGCCGGGGUUGGCGAGGAUAUACUGCCGGGGGAGCGAGGACGGGCCGGCGUUCGUGGUGUCGUCGGGGCAGCGGUUUCCGGUGUCGAAGAUCGAUUUCGGGUGGGGGAAGCCGGUUUUCGGGUCGUACCACUUCCCGUGGCGCGGUGAUGCCGGCUACGUCAUGCCGAUGCCGAGCCCGGCGGGGAACGGAGAUUGGGUGGUGUACAUGCACAUGCCCAAGAAGCAAUUGGAGGUCAUAGAGAAGGAGGCAUCUCAUGUUUUUAGGCCCUUCAAAUUUGAAUAUCUUAAUAUUUUUAAGAAUUAAUAUUAAUUUAUCAUAUUUCAUAGCUCUAUGUUAUAUUGGAGAUUCUAGUUUUCAUGAAAUGGAUUUGGAUGCCUUCAAAGUAAUU
Messenger RNA from Morus notabilis, 1648 nucleotides. RefSeq names its product shikimate O-hydroxycinnamoyltransferase. Gene Ontology annotation, molecular function: acyltransferase activity, transferring groups other than amino-acyl groups. Lineage: Eukaryota; Viridiplantae; Streptophyta; Magnoliopsida; Rosales; Moraceae. The record is from RefSeq and is a predicted model, not a curated record. The coding region runs from base 133 to 1563 and encodes 476 amino acids. The transcript has 2 exons.